Molecule: messenger RNA, 798 nt
Organism: Bathycoccus prasinos
Lineage: Eukaryota; Viridiplantae; Chlorophyta; Mamiellophyceae; Mamiellales; Bathycoccaceae
Exons: 1
Coding region: 1-798 (265 amino acids)
Source: RefSeq, a predicted model, not a curated record
AUGAGGAGGACGAGUUCGACGAGAGCGUCCACGAGUUGUUCUUCUUCGGCGUUAAAAAAGACGACGACAAGGAUUAAGGGACAACAACAAAAUACAUUCUUCGCGGCGUCAUCAUCAUCGAGUGGACGACGACCGCCGGAAAAACACGAACGAAAACACACCGUCGAGACGAGAAGAAGAAGAGAUGAUGCGAAGAAGAAGGUGGUAGUGCGCGCGAUGCCACCACCUUCUUCAUCAGGACAUCCAGCGGAAACUCUUUUGGAUGAAUCCAGAGGGUUGUACGAGCAAGGCGAACGGAUGCAAGGGUACAAAAAGCUCGAACAAGCGAUGAAGCUCGACGAGGACGCUUCUCUUCCGGUGCGAAGAGAGAUUCGAUAUCAGGCGAUGUGUUGCGUGGCGGCGUUUGGAGACGUGGAAAUGGCCAAACAGUAUUUACGAGAGAUGGAAUUGUUGGGUUUACCGUACGAUGUGGCGAUUAACGAUCCGUCGUUGAUGAGGAUGGAGUCGUCGGCGUUGAUGCGAAACCAGUUGAAGAAGUUCGCGUCGGGAAGCGAGAAGAGUUUCGGGACGGUGCAAAGAGAAGUGUACGAGAGAACGAAGAAGACUUUGCCGGGUGGCCCAGGAGGAGACGCGCCGAUUGUGAAUAAAGGUUUGAUGGAGUUGGAGAUUGACGAUAACACAGACGCGUCGGUAGGUGGGAUCGCGAAGAGAGUCGGCGGGGUUGUAUUGGCGAGCAUCGGCGGCUUCGCGCUCUUGUUCUUCGCGGGGUUGAAAUUGAUCCAAGAGAGCGGAUAUUAG